Falco peregrinus (peregrine falcon) is the source of this 4970-nucleotide messenger RNA. RefSeq names its product phenylalanine hydroxylase (gene PAH). The record is from RefSeq and is a predicted model, not a curated record. The coding region runs from base 265 to 1605 and encodes 446 amino acids. Gene Ontology annotation, biological process: L-phenylalanine catabolic process; L-tyrosine biosynthetic process. Gene Ontology annotation, molecular function: iron ion binding; phenylalanine 4-monooxygenase activity. Lineage: Eukaryota; Metazoa; Chordata; Aves; Falconiformes; Falconidae. The transcript is spliced from 14 exons.
CUGAACAGGCAUCCAGCGAUGGGAAUGGACAAGGGGGGAGGCUGAGCUGAAGACGACAUGUUGACGUGCAAAAAUGAAAACAGCGGCUGGUGUUGAUCAGGAGGAGGAAGGCUGUUAAUUCAAAGCAUGCUGCUCAUCUACGUUGGGCGCAGAUAGAAACAAUAUGUUGCUUUGCACAGUGCUCUGGCCACUCUAGUAGGGUCAGAAGGCUUCACCUGCAGCAGUGAAGGGUCCUCCCUGCGUGGGUGUCACUGUCUCCGCAACAUGGAUGCACAGCACUGCAAAACAAAUGGCGACCCUUUCCAGGAAUCUAUGUACAUUGAAGAGUCCUCAAAUAAAAAUGGUGUGAUUUCUUUGAUUUUCUCUCUGAAAGAAGAAGUUGGGGCAUUGGCUAAAGUUCUGCGCACAUUUGAGGAAAAAGAUAUAAACCUGACCCACAUUGAAUCCCGACCUUCCCGUCUCAACAAAGAUGAGUAUGAAUUCUUCAUUAACUUGGAAGGCAAGAAUGUCCCAGCGCUGGACAAGAUCAUCAAGUCCUUGAGAAAUGAUAUUGGGGCAACAGUCCACGAGCUUUCACGAACAAAGAAGAAGGACACUGUGCCAUGGUUCCCAAGAAGUAUCCAGGAGCUGGACAGGUUUGCCAAUCAGAUCCUAAGCUAUGGAGCAGAAUUGGAUGCUGAUCAUCCUGGGUUCAAAGACCCUGUGUACCGGGCCCGGAGGAAGGAGUUUGCAGAUAUCGCCUACAACUACAGACAUGGCCAACCUAUUCCUCGAGUCACCUACACAGAAGAAGAAAAGAAAACAUGGGGCACUGUCUUCAGGGAGCUGAAGAGUCUUUAUCCAACUCAUGCUUGUUAUGAGCACAACCAUGUAUUCCCACUGCUGGAGAAGUACUGUGGCUACCGGGAGGACAACAUUCCCCAGCUUGAAGAUAUUUCAAAAUUUUUGCAGACCUGCACUGGAUUUCGCCUGCGUCCCGUUGCAGGCUUACUCUCCUCUCGGGAUUUCUUGGCUGGGCUGGCAUUCAGAGUAUUCCACUCUACACAGUAUAUUCGCCAUGCAUCCAAACCCAUGUACACACCAGAGCCUGAUAUUUGUCAUGAGCUGCUAGGACAUGUACCUCUGUUUGCCGAUCCCAGUUUUGCUCAGUUUUCCCAGGAAAUUGGACUGGCAUCUUUGGGAGCUCCAGAUGAUUUCAUCGAGAAACUCGCUACGGUUUAUUGGUUUACAGUGGAAUUUGGACUAUGUAAGGAAGGUGAUUCCCUCAAGGCGUAUGGUGCAGGGCUGCUGUCUUCGUUUGGGGAGCUGCAGUAUAGUUUAUCAAGUAAGCCUGAGAUUCAGCCUCUUGUCCUGGAGAAGACUGCUGUGCAGAAGUACCCUGUUACUGAGUUCCAGCCUGUCUACUAUGUUGCUGAAAGUUUUAAAGAUGCAAAAGAAAAGUUAAGGAAAUUUGCUCAAACAAUCCCUCGUCCUUUCUCUGUUCGGUACAAUCCCUACACCCAGAGGAUUGAAGUCUUGGACAAUGCAAAGCAGCUGAAGAACUUAGCUGACACUAUCAACAGUGAGAUGGGGAUCCUUUGCAAUGCCCUCCAGAAGAUAAAAUGAGGAUUUGCUGUAGCUUGCUAAUCACUGGCUGCUGAUUAGAAGCUGCCAUGUGCAAAUGUGUUUUCAUCUAGCCUCAGUCUUUCAUCUUCCUGUGUACUGCAUAAAUGCUUAUGUUAUAUAUCUUAAUUACUGUAGAUUAGCAGAGAAAUACAUGCCUUCAGGUGACCCUUGACUAUUUUGGCCUUCAGACACUAAUCCAUUUUUUCUCACUAAUACAUAAAAAUGACCUUAUUUCUAGGAAUCUGGGGAAAGCCUCCAUAUCUCUUGUGCCAAAGGUUAGCAGAAGGGGGAGAUCUUCACCAUGCAGAGCUAUAGUCUGCGGCAGCUGUGAGGUUGCAUUACUACUCUGGGCCCAGGGACAGGAUGGCAUGAUUAUGAAGACUCAUCUACUUUGCUUUCUCUCACAGUCAUUCUCCCCUCAGUCCCUCAUAUUUGUGCAAGGUUCCCAUGGAAUCCCAAACUCUACACCUUUCAGGGGGUCUACGUAUACUCCUUGGACCUCUGUACCUCUAUUUUAUACACAAUCACUUCUAUCCUGCAAUACAUUUUUUUCCUAAAAAUGUGAUGUCACCAUUGAUCCAAAGCACACAUGCUAGCAGAAAAGAUAGAAAGUGUGCUGCAGCCUUAUUAACAGAGUUAUCGCCAUAUAGAAAUAUACUGUACUUGGCACAAGUACCAAUCCCAAAAAGGUUUGUGCAAACCAAGAAUGCUUUAUGCUGUGAUGUGUCAUUGGUCUGCAGAGUGGAGUCCCUAAGCAAGGCACUGAGGCUGCUUACCCAGAGCGUGGAGUCUGUGUCUAAUACAGUACCCGCAAAAAAGCCCCUUCAACGGAGAGUUACCUAAAGGCAAGUCUGUGUGGCUUUUUGCAGUUGUAUGUGAGGUCAGUUUGUCAGUAAUUUGUGCAAGCAAGGAACCAUGCAGGUGCAUUAAAAAGGCAUCAAGGCCUUAUUAGUCCAGUCUCAGAGCCGUGCUGGCUGUAAUAUUGUGUAACCUCACGGGUUCAGAGCUGAUUCAGGAUCAGUCAGCUCACAGAAGGCGGAGACCUCUCUUAAGACGUACUCAGCUACUUACUGUGGAAGGUUGAUGUGUGAAAGCUACCUUGUGUUGCCUGUAUCCUUCUCUGAGAGUGCUUUAUUCAGCACUGCUACAAAGUAUCUCCAAACUUUCUGGAUUCACAAUCCAGAAGGUGGGUACCAACACCUUGGAAAUGGAGAAGUGCUUCUUACAAGGCAGCUGAAGAGAUCAAAGCCUUCCAACUCCUAACUCGCUGUGUCUAUCUGUGUCUAGAGCCCGCAUGAAAGCUAUGGGAGACCUGGGUUAGCUGUGUCCCAGUCUGAGUGCAUUCAAAUCCAAACAUGAUAUCUUUCAAGACAGCUCCUGACACUUUUUGGAGUCUUCUUCCUUCUCCCACUUGAGCUUUAAUCUUAAUUUUUCAAUGAAAGCAGUUUUAUUCUUUCUGGACUAUAGCUUGACUGAGGGAGCAAAUGGAAACAAGGGUGAUUCCAACUUAACCCAACAGCUUAGCCAUGUAGAAGAGCUUUGCUGUUCAAGAAGCUAUUUCUGUGUUUUAUCCAAUAACUUCCACUCAAAGUAGUUAAAUGCCCUCUUGGACUGGUCCACAUUGUGUAAUGCCUCCCUGUAGCUCACUAGUUGAAGGAGGAAGGAGAUCAGCACUUGUCCAUUAGAGCAGAAUGGAGCAAAGCAAAUCAGAACACUAUUUCCACCUUGAAACAAUUCUGUAUCAUGAUACUAACAUGAUUCAGGAGUCACAUUUCUGUUAGAAGAUCCAAAGGUGGAGAAGGAUUUGAAAGUCCAUGGGUCUCACGCCUGAUAUUGUACUACUCUUGUAUUUAUAGUUUGAAAAUCAAUGGAGCUUUAAUGUAAGCAUCAUCCUUUAGGAAGAUAGAAAGUACAGCUGUUUCCAUUAUAUUUAUAUGGCCCAUAACAUUAGUCUAAGGAUACCAGCCGGAACCCUUCUCAAUAGACAUAUACUUAUGCAAAAUGGUAUCAUUUUGGUGCUUUGAAGUAAGCUUUUUUGAUUUCUGUAUCUUUUUUCUUCCUUUUUUUUUCUCAUGACAAUGCCUGUGUGUAUCUUUCAAUCCUGCUUGGCAUGUAUUUUCAGUGUGAAAGUAGCCCAUAUUUUUCUCUCUUAAUAUAAUAGGACACAUGAGGUAACUGUGUACCACAAAGAGACAAAUUCAUCCCAAGCGUGAAGUCUUUCAAACCAAUCCUCAGACAGCUUUCCAAGCUCCUUUGUUUCUGGCUCGUUAUGAGUGACAGCAGCAGUAGAUCUAUAAUGAUACUGAGAACCCAUGAUUCACAGUUGUCUUUUAUGUACAAGUGGAAUGGUUAGUGUUGAUGUCACAUGUGUGAUUCUGUGUCCCUUAAUGGAAGUUUAAAUAAGCAGUAUCUCCAGCCAAAGCAGCAUAACAUAGCUGUUCAGCAAGCUUUUCAUCAAGAGAUGAGAAAAAGUUAAAUUCUUAGUAUUUUAAAAGAAGAGAAAACAUAUCAAAAGUAGAUUUUCUUGCAGAACAAAUUAGCUUGUGCAUAUAUACAUUAAAUAGCACAAAUAAGUUGAAUUUUAAAUAGUACUUCUUAAUGGGUGACUUAUUUCCAUGCUUAAAUAAAAUGAAAGUUGUGUAGAAAAAUGUUUUUUGCACUAUCUGGCCAGUGCAACUCCUCUUUGUAAGGUAACUGCACGAGUCAGUCAGAAUUAAAUUCCCCCAGGUAAGAGGGAAUGCCCAUUUGAGAUGUGUUCUAAAUCAAAAAAGGCUCUCUCGAGUUGGUUGACUAUCACUCAUCCAGGCAAAGUAAUGAAAAAAAUCCCCAUAUUCUUGAUGUGUGUAAUUACCUAGAAACGAUCAGCAAAGCCUUGCUUGUUCUACCUUUGCAUACUCUAUAUGUCUUUGUAUGUUACUCUGACUAACCUAUCCCAAGCUACUCUUUUAAGUAACCUUCCUCUCUUCUACCCCACUAUGAUCAGUGUCCCCAUCUCCAGCUCUGUUUCAGGUGAUCAAAGAAGCUCUUUCAUGAGAUCCUUUUCCUUUUCAGUGACCUUGGCCAGGGUCAGUGAUGGUGUGGAGGGAGGGCUUGUCCGCACAGGUUACACAGGGAGGUGGUCUCCUCUGGGUGUCUUAAGAUGCCUAGAACUGACAUCAGCCUUGGAGAAGGGACGCUUUAUUCCCCAGAGGAUGCAGAAAUUAUUGAAAGAGGAGUGAAGCACAGGACGACUCCACAGGAGUGCAUUCUUUAAAAGCCUGUUUCUUUGCUAUUUCAAACCAUGCUAGCAGUUGGCAGAGAAGACUUUUUUGAUGUUCAACUGAAACCAUUUAAAUUAACCUAAAUAAACAGAAAUAUUAAUGUCA